Messenger RNA from Neodiprion virginianus, 1441 nucleotides. RefSeq lists its product as uncharacterized. Bases 288 to 1325 code for a protein of 345 amino acids. The transcript is spliced from 7 exons. The record is from RefSeq and is a predicted model, not a curated record. Lineage: Eukaryota; Metazoa; Arthropoda; Insecta; Hymenoptera; Diprionidae. Gene Ontology annotation, biological process: signal transduction. Gene Ontology annotation, molecular function: protein binding.
ACAUGUCUUGAUUUAGUCAAGUGAUGUGAAUUCUUGGUAUUCUGUACUACAAACCACAUGAAAUGUAUAAAUUUCCUGGUGUGAGCGAGAUACGUACAAACUCAAUAGUGCCACUUCAUUUCAAAGACUUGUACUUGGAUUAGUGUGAAAAAAGUACAAUUCUGUACAAGCAUGUUGAAAAGAGUAUAAAAAUGGUUAUUGUAUCCAAAAAAUUUAAUAUACGCUAACCGUACUGUUAUUAAAUUUGCUAUAUUCAAGAAUUACGGCUACGAGAAUCCUUAACCUAAAUGGAGAAGAAAAUCAAUGUCGAUUAUGGCACGGAUAUGGAUUUGAAAGCUGUAGAGCUUCGAAUGCGUACAGAUAGAAUUCACUCUGGAUUUCUCUUCGCGUGGGAGGAUUCACGCCUUUUGCAAAUAUUAUGUCUGUUCGUCGAGUCAGAUGUGGUUCAAAGAGAUCGCCCGACUUGGCAAAAAUUUGCCGAACAAUUGGGUCUGACAAGGCAGAAAAUAUUAUGUAUCGAAAACGAAUAUAAGUAUAGCCAUGGUUCAGUGUGGUGGGUUUUGUUGGCAUUUUCAAAUGAGGAUGACGCUACUAUAGGACGAAUAAUACUUAUUUUACAACAGUUGAAAAUGUUUCAUGUCAUACUCGAAAUUAGCAAUGACGUUCUUGAGCUCGUUGACUGUCUUUCUGACCACUUGAAUUCGCAAGGAACUAAAUCCACAAUACUUCGGCCCCCAAACAUCCCAUGGACACCUUUGAUUUUCAGAUCGUUGAAUUCAAGAAUGGAAAGAGUUCCACAAAUCAUAGAUAUUACUGUGAGAGGUUCGAGUAUGCCAAGUAUACCGUCGGCUGUAAAAAUAAUGCUAACGUUCGCCAAUGACGGGAUAGAAGCGGCGCUUCGCCUCACGGAAAUUUUCAGAUCAAAUGAACCGAGAAUCGCAGUUUUGCUUCUGAGAGAGCAGCAGAUGCACGUAUUCAAUGCAGCCAAAGAGUUCAUCGAUGACUGCUUGAAAAGAGUUGAUUAUAUAAUUCCGAUUGCCACAAAGGGAUACUAUGAUGUUAUAAAUAAUACAUAUCCCGAGAGCAGAGAUCAACUAGUAUCAUCAUUUGCAUCGGAUCAAACAUAUGCACAAUAUGUAUACAAGUGUUUUGCAGAAGAAUAUGUACGAAAUCGGUGUAGGAAUAUGCGAGUAAGAGCUAUUAUACCCUCUGAAACAACGGAAAAUGAUUUACCGGCUCACUUAACAUGCAUGGGUCCUACCAGAUUCAAGGAAGCAGAAAUUAGAGAAUUCGUUACAAUGUUACUGAGAGUAAGACGAAUCUGACGAGCCGACCGAUCGGUUACUGCGGAUCGUCAUGAGAAAACGGAUAAAGUCCACAUUUUUUAUAUGUUUAUAAUCCAAAAUAUUUUUUACACACGAAUAAACAAUAGUUUAUUGCA